CGGGGUCCUGAGGGUGUCAUUGGCGAAUGACCGGAGCCGCCGGAACUUCUGCCUGAGCCGCCUUUGCCGUGAUCAUGACUUCGGGCUGUGCGGGCCUCGCCGCCGCCGCCCGCCUCCUGGCGCGCCCCUUCCUCCUGCAGCAGAGCGGAGUCCGGCAUUGCGCCUACAAGGCCUCGAGGCAAAACCUCUACAUCGAUAAAAACACAAAGGUUAUUUGCCAAGGUUUCACUGGCAAGCAGGGCACUUUUCACAGCCAGCAGGCAUUGGAAUAUGGCACGAAGCUGGUUGGAGGAACAACGCCAGGGAAAGGAGGCAAGACACAUUUGGGCUUGCCUGUCUUUAAUACUGUGAAGGAGGCUAAAGAACAGACGGGAGCCACGGCUUCUGUGAUCUACGUGCCUCCUCCCUUUGCUGCUGCUGCAGUGAAAGAAGCCGUGGAAGCCGAGAUGCCGCUGGUCGUGUGCAUCACAGAAGGGAUCCCACAGCAGGACAUGGUGCGUGUUAAGCACGCCCUGCUCCGGCAGGGGAAGACGAGGCUGGUGGGCCCCAACUGCCCUGGAGUCAUCAACCCCGGGGAAUGCAAAAUCGGCAUCAUGCCUGGCCACAUUCACAAGAAAGGAAGAAUUGGUAUCGUAUCUAGAUCCGGCACCCUCACCUAUGAAGCAGUUCAUCAAACAACCCAAGUUGGCCUGGGCCAGUCCUUGUGUAUUGGGAUUGGAGGUGAUCCCUUUAAUGGAACAGAUUUUAUCGACUGCCUUGAAGUCUUCCUGAAAGACCCGGCCACAGAAGGCAUCAUCCUGAUUGGGGAGAUCGGUGGCAAUGCUGAAGAAAGUGCAGCGGCCUUCUUGAAACAACACAAUUCAGGUCCCAAAGCCAAACCUGUGGUGUCCUUCAUUGCUGGCUUGACUGCUCCUCCGGGCAGGAGAAUGGGCCACGCCGGGGCCAUCAUCGCCGGAGGGAAAGGCGGCGCGAAGGAGAAAAUCGCUGCUCUUCAGAAUGCGGGAGUGGUCGUCAGUAUGUCCCCUGCCCAGCUGGGCAGCACCAUAUACAAAGAGUUUGAGAAGAGGAAGUUGUUAUGAAACGUGGGAAAAAAGCCUUGGAAUGAAUCACUGUAGAAACGUGAACCAGCAGCUGCCGGCCUCCGCGUAGCUGGUGUCCGCUAAGUGUCCGCUCCUGUCCGCGCCCGCCCAACGCCGGCCUUCCGUCCAGCCGGAAGCGAUACGUGUGCUUGGGACGUCCUACCUUCAGAUGUAUUUACCUGAUUGUACAUCAUAGACAAAUAAUAAAUCUUUUAUUUGAUUUGA
Antechinus flavipes (yellow-footed antechinus) is the source of this 1304-nucleotide messenger RNA. RefSeq names its product succinate-CoA ligase GDP/ADP-forming subunit alpha (gene SUCLG1). NCBI's taxonomy places the organism in Eukaryota, Metazoa, Chordata, Mammalia, Dasyuromorphia, Dasyuridae. The transcript has 9 exons. Gene Ontology annotation, biological process: tricarboxylic acid cycle. Gene Ontology annotation, molecular function: succinate-CoA ligase (GDP-forming) activity; succinate-CoA ligase (ADP-forming) activity. Gene Ontology annotation, cellular component: mitochondrion; succinate-CoA ligase complex (ADP-forming). Bases 75 to 1079 code for a protein of 334 amino acids. The record is from RefSeq and is a predicted model, not a curated record.